Messenger RNA from Parasteatoda tepidariorum (common house spider), 4822 nucleotides. Its product is annotated as eukaryotic translation initiation factor 4E type 3. Gene Ontology annotation, biological process: translational initiation. The record is from RefSeq and is a predicted model, not a curated record. Gene Ontology annotation, cellular component: eukaryotic translation initiation factor 4F complex. NCBI's taxonomy places the organism in Eukaryota, Metazoa, Arthropoda, Arachnida, Araneae, Theridiidae. Gene Ontology annotation, molecular function: RNA 7-methylguanosine cap binding; translation initiation factor activity.
AUGUUUUGGAGCGUUUAUAAUAACAUACCUGAUAUUCAAGAGCUUAAAAAAAAGUAUAGCUAUCAUUUAAUGCGUGGAGAAAGAAGGCCAGUUUGGGAAGAUGAAGCCAACUGUAAAGGAGGAUCAUGGCAUCUUAAGGCAUACAAACAAGACUCUCCAUGUGUAUGGAAAGAACUGCUGUUAGCUGCUAUAGGAGAACAAUUUGCAGAUUGUGUUGAAGAAGGUGAUGAUGUUUGUGGAGUUAGUGUGACUGUUCGAGAAAAAGAUGAUGUCAUACAAAUAUGGAACAGUGAUGGCACCAGAAGUGUUCCUCAAAAUAUUAUGAAAAAAGUUUAUGAGCUUGUGCCAGGAGUGAGAUUUAGUACUGAAUAUUAUAGACCUCAUUUUACUCAUAGAGCAUAUGAAGGGGAAAAAGGUGUUGGAUAUUGAUGUUAAUAAAAGUAUAGUGUUUAUGCAAGUUCAAUAUAUGCUUAUCAAAUUUAACGUUGAAGUAAAAAAACAUUGUUGAACAUUGUUUUGAAAAUGUUCUUCAGACCUCAUGAGUUUAAGGAUAUACAUGUCUUGAGUCAGUUAUUUUGUUCAGUAAAAUAUAUAUAUAUAUAUAUAUUAUAUCAUGUGUAUUCUUUAUGAUAUUUCAUUUUUGAAGAACAAACAACCAUAAAUUGUUUUAAAUCAUGUUUUGAAUGUCUGCUGCAAAACAACUUUUUUAACUAGAUUAUUUAUUUUGUUAUAUUGUGAUUUUUCAAACUUAAUUCAGAAAAAUGUAUUUUUCAUGUUUAACAUUUCUGUGUCAAAUUUUGAACUAUAGUUUUGAAAACCCAAUAUAACAACCCCUGUUAUCUCUGCAAAAAUGGAUUCUCUGUGGAAAAAUAUCGUGAGUGUAUAAAAUAACAUAAAUAUAAACUUAAAGCUAAAUAGAAAAUUAACUAAUUUUAAAAAAUCAAAUUUAAAACUAAAUGGAAAAUUGAUUAAGUUUAAAGAAGCAAUGUUUUUUUUUUUUAAAUAGGAAUUUGGUACUAACAUAACUGAUGAUGACACAACUUGUUUUUUCUAUAAUAAUAUAUGGGUACAAAACGUUCCCUUAAACAUUUUAUGCAUUAAAAAUACUACGCUGGUUUGAGGUGAUCACUAACUGAUGUCAAGAUACCUGCAAAAUAAAUUAUUUUAUCUAUAAAAAAAAAUACUCAAGAGGAUUAACAUUUCACAAAAAGAAUAAUUGAAAGUUUUAAAUGAGAAAAAUAUAAUUGAUAAAUUGUAAAAAAAAAUUACGCAGAUUGUAUAUGUUAUAAUAAAAUAAAUUCUUUGUUAUAAUAAAAAAAAUUACAGUUAAAAUAAUUUCUUUGAAACAUUUGCUGAAUCAAAUGAAUACAAUUUGGUUACUAUAUCAGAAUAAAUGGCUUCAUUCUGAGGAUUUAAUGGGCUUUAAAAUAACAUUGCGUGCAUCAAAUUACAAUUGAGACUUUAUGCAUCUGUUGGUGUAAUCCAAGUAUUGCUGUAAUUGAAAAUCAUACUAAGGAGCAUUGUUUUUUCAUAUUUAAUCAUUGUUUAAUUCAAACUCAUGCAAUAAUAUUUAAUGUGGAAAUUUAUUAAUGUUUUUCCAGAUAUUUUGCUUCUUAUAUUUUCUUGUUAACCAAAUACAGAUAUUUUUUAUUUAUACUCUGUAUUUUUGCUGUGCGCAUUUUAGAAUGUGAAAUUUAAGUACAGAAAAUUAAUAUAUAUUUAUUGAAUUGUUUCUUUCUUUGGUGCACUUAUUUUUUUGAAAGGUAUUAACUAUUUCAAUUAAUGUCAAGAGAUUUUUAUUGCAUACAUAUAAAAUAUGUAAUUUGAAUGUAAAAAUUUGUAAAGGGAUCUUCCUUUAAACAGUUUUGAUAUGAAAGAGUAGAUAAUUAUUCAUUAUUGGUAUACAUGUAUAGUUAAAAAAUUAUUACUGAUUAAAUCACUUGUAACUUAAACCUCACUUGAACACAAUAGAAUGAAACAUUUCAAAUUUGGCAAAAUUUAUAUGUUUUGAGAAUAAUUUAUUGCAAAUAUUUUUUUGAGAAUUUUGUAAAAUACUUUUAAAUAUUAGCAACCAUCUGUCUUUUUAUGGUAGAUACUUUUACUUAGAAUUCAGUUAUAUAGAUUUAUUUUACUAUAUAUUACAUAGGAUACAAUUAUUUUUCGUAGUUUUUACAAAUAUAAAUAAUGAAAUAGCAAUAAUGCAUAAAAGAUUCUUUUACAUGUGAGAAUGUUUUUUUUGUUAAUUAUCUGUUGAUUGCAAAUUAAUUAAUUUUCAUUAUAUUUUUCUAAGAAAGCAGUUAUUACUAAUAUUUUAGAAUGACAAAUAUAUUUGAAAUAACAAAUAUAUUGCAUCAAAAAUAAAUUAAUUAAUGUGUUAAUAUUAAAUAAAUUUUAAAACAUGACCCAUAGUUUGAGGAUGUGGAUUAUUCAAAGCAUAAUUCUUUUCGUUGCUAAAUCUUAUAAGAAAAAGUCAAAUGAAUGCUUUUUCAAUGCAACAAUGACCUUAUUUUUUGUAUUAUGUUGAACAAAGUAAAUUACUUUUUCAAUAAUGCAGGUACAAAUCUUUAAGUUUCAUCAAGCAAUAAAAUUCAAACUAAAUCGUUUUCUUCAUGCUUUAAGUUAUGUUUUGCAUUAACAGUGUUGGUUUCUAAGAAUACCAUCAGUGCUUACUAGUUAAUAAACUAGUAAGCAAAUCCAGAGAUGGUCUUUUCAAAGAGUAAUUAACUUCAUAAGCUUAUUUGAGGACCCGGUGUCAAAAAGUACACUCCAUUUAAAAUGUUAUUAAAAGUUACUUCUGCUUCUUUUGAAAUCUUGUUUUUUCUUCUAUUUUUUACAAUAUUUUCUAAUGAAAUUAAAAUUUUAUUGUAAUUUGCAAACAAAGUUCUGCUCUCACCAUUUCCUUCUUUCCUUCUCACUCAGGUUUAAAGUGUUUAAAAACUACAAUAGUAAUUUUUAUUUUAAAAAUUCUUUCUCUCUUCCCCUUUGUGUUGACAAAAUUUUAAAAGAAAUUCAAAAUCUUAUUAAGAUAUAAAAUUGUUAAUUUCUUAUCUAAAGCUUCUACACAUUGCAUACACUUGGCGUUCAGAAGCAGCAUAGAGUUAGCUGUAAUCCAUAAAAAAAGCAGUGUAAUAGAACAAUUAAACAAGACACUUAGUUCUAAUGGAUUUUUCACACUGCUUUCCAUCACACUUUAAAAUUAACUCCAGCAUUUAUUGUAUAUAAUCAUGCUUAGUCUUGCCACAUGAUUUAUUUUUUCAUCAAACUUAAUAACUUAUAGCAAUAAUUCUCUUGACGUCCAAGAAUUGAUUGCUAAUAAACUAAAGCCUAUCCCAGAUCACUAGUAACAUAUACAAAAUAAACAUAGAGUUUGUAAAUAAAAUUAUUUAUUUACAUAAAUUUAGCGAUAAGAAAUCUUUAUGUAUUAUAAACAUAUUUGUUAAAUAAAUUUGUCCAUGUGGCUAAAGUAACAUUAUAAAUCAAGGCAAGUACAUUUUAUAAGUAAUUCAAAAAUUAGUUUAUUGUGAUCACAGACUUUAAUUUAUAUAUAAAAANAUAUAUAUAAAGUUUAGAGCUGAACUGUAUUGAGUAAUCAAAGAAAAGAAAGUUAUAAGCAAGGGAAUAUUAGUUACAUCUUAUCUUUCUUUGUAAGCCUACUUCUUCUCUACUUCCUUUCGCUCUUUCUCUUCUCCAAAAACCCUGCAAAGGCAUCUUCAGCUUUUUUAUUGGUUAAUCCACUACUGAAAAAUUUGGGGAUGAGUAAUGACUAUUUUUCAGAGAAAGGCCAUCCCAAAAUUAACUUCCAAGAUAGUAAGAGGACUAAGACUCAUGAAAAAAGAAACUAAACAAUUCGGAUUUAGUAUAGCAAUGUAGAGAAGUGCAACAAGGGAAAAACUCAACAUGAAAUAGUAGUAAAAAUUUAAAUGAUAAACUGGCUGGAACACUACCUACCUGUAUAAAAAUAAUUCUUGUACCGGAAUGUAGUGAAGAAGUCUUCCCCCCCCCUCCAUUCAUUAGAAACAUAUAGUGAAAUAAUUACUGAUCCAACAACCUUAAAAAGCAAAUCAUAGCAGUAACUGUUAAAAGUGCUCAUGUUCUGAUAUAAUAAGCGCAUUAUUUAAAAAUUGAAAGUACAAAUUUUCUUAUUUGUUCCAAUAAAAAUUAAGUAAAUUUUCAGUAGCUACUUAAAUAUUUAUUAAUUACCUUAAAUUUAGUAAUUAUUUGUAUGUAAAUUUUUUAGUUUUAUAUCAGUCACGUAAGUGGAAAGUACAGUGUUUCUAUGUGUUAAUUAUCAUCUUGAUGUAAAGCCACUAAUUUUGAACUUAACAAAGGAUAUUGAAAUGGGAAUUAAACUAUGUACUUUUCUUAAUAAUUUAGAACUAAAUUUAUCUUCAUAUGUGUGAAGUAAUUUGCAUGAUAUAGUUUUGUAAUUCUGCCAUUUUUUUUAUCAACUCUGUAUGUAUAUUAAAGAGCCAUUCUCACUGAAUGCAGUUUAGGCACCUUCGAUUGCUGUCAAGGAAAUAUGAGUGCCUGAUUGUUAUAAUAUAUUUCUUUGUGAAAAACUCGCUAAUCAGGUUAUCUUUUUCUCUAAGCAGGAAUCAUAGUUGUGGCUACCACAUGCAAUGAGGAUGCUCUCUAAGGCUGCUUGUUACAAAAUACAGUAUAUAUAUACUAUAACGAAAGUAAGACACCCCAGGCUAUCACUAGUAGCCUAUUCAUGUAACUAGUGCAAUAUUAACUACCAAAUUAAAUCAACUUUCUGAUGUGCUUAAAAGAUUUUUUAAUCAUUAUUUUUAAUCUUUAUCAUAAAAAUAAUUCAUUUUAA